AUGGGCGCCUGUCGAGCAAGCAGAAAGGAGGCUGUCAGAUGCGCCCAUGCCGGCAGGACGGCCGCCAGCGAGCGUUCAGAGAGGACAGACCGGCGCAGGUGUCGCAGCCAGGACGAGGACGCAGCCGAAGCUGACGCAGACGCAGACGAGGACGAGGAAUAUGAGGCCCCCGAGAAGACUGCGGCCAGGACGGCUCCCAGCACAAGCAGGACGAGCACUAUUCUGGCCUGGCGCCGGCUGGAAAACAUGGAGGCGACGAUGAUGCUGAUGGAGCGGCUGGAUGGGUAG
Trichophyton rubrum CBS 118892 is the source of this 288-nucleotide messenger RNA. RefSeq lists its product as uncharacterized. NCBI's taxonomy places the organism in Eukaryota, Fungi, Ascomycota, Eurotiomycetes, Onygenales, Arthrodermataceae. The record is from RefSeq and is a predicted model, not a curated record. The transcript has a single exon. Bases 1 to 288 code for a protein of 95 amino acids.